Ostrea edulis (European flat oyster) is the source of this 7768-nucleotide messenger RNA. RefSeq names its product E3 ubiquitin-protein ligase UBR2-like. Gene Ontology annotation, cellular component: ubiquitin ligase complex; cytoplasm. The transcript is spliced from 47 exons. Gene Ontology annotation, biological process: ubiquitin-dependent protein catabolic process via the N-end rule pathway; protein ubiquitination. The record is from RefSeq and is a predicted model, not a curated record. The coding region runs from base 113 to 5479 and encodes 1788 amino acids. NCBI's taxonomy places the organism in Eukaryota, Metazoa, Mollusca, Bivalvia, Ostreida, Ostreidae. Gene Ontology annotation, molecular function: zinc ion binding; ubiquitin protein ligase activity.
UGAGAUCGGGCUCGGUUUUCAAAAAGUCUGGAGAUGUGAAACGCUUGUAAACAAAGACCAAACGAAGAAUUGGAGAUCCACAUAUUUGGUAAAAUAACCAAAAUUAUGGAAAAUGGCGAUGAAAAAUGUUUUCUCAACGCCUGAAUAUAGACAAGAUAGAUUGUUAGAGGAAUGGUGGACUAGCUGUGAACAGGGAAACCUUUUAUCUGCACUGAAGAAACAUUUGAGAACAUUUGUUCUCUGUGUCUAUGGCAAUAACCAUGACUCAACAAAGGAAGAACGACUGGCAAACAAGUUCCUCUUUCGGCCGAUGGAGUAUUUCUUAUGUCGAGAGGACCCAGAGGUUGUGUUUGAGGAACUCAAGGCCAAAAAUAUGCCGUCACAGCUUUGUGGAAAGGUCUUCAAGACAGGAGAGCCAACCUAUUCAUGCAGAGACUGUGCAAAUGACCCCACAUGUGUUCUGUGUAUAGACUGCUUCCAGAAUGGUGCACAUAAAAACCAUAGAUACAAGAUGAAUACCUCAGGGGGUGGUGGAUACUGUGAUUGUGGGGAUCAAGAGGCCUGGACUUCACACCCCUUCUGUGACAUUCACUCCCCCAAUGUGGCCCACCAGGAAGAACAGAACCCUAUUGAAACUCUGCCUGUAGACCUGACUGAUAGGGCUAGUGCAUUGUUCAUGGCCACACUGCAGUAUAUUGUGGAAAUUCUGAUUUGGGGUCAAUGUGAUAAUUUGCCAUCAGAUCUCCAGCCAGAGGGAGAACUGCAUGACACUUACAUCACUAUGCUGUUCAAUGAUGAAGUGCACACUUAUGAUCAGGUAAUAAAGACACUACAGAGAGCUGUCAAAAACUGCACUGCUCAACAAGCCAGAGAGUUUGCUACAUUAGUGGACAGAGAGGGUCGAGCCAUGGUGUAUGGUGGUUGUUUUGCUUCAUGUGAACAGUGUAGGAGUAUUAUAGAUCAAAGCACCUCUAGACAUAACAGCAAGCCUUUGAAGGUCCAGGUCAUGCACACUGUUGUGGUGGCCCACCAGACCUUCUGCCUUAAACUUAUGGUGUGGCUUCAAAAAAUGAUCGAAAAAUCAGAUGGAUUGCGGAGAUUGUUUUGUCUCCUGAGUAUGAAGCCCCAGGAAGAUGGCCAGUCAUUGAUGGAAAAACUUCUACUCCAUGACACACAGUUAUGGAAAGUGGCAAGAGUAUUGAGUCACCAACUUCUGAUGGCAGGGGUCUUAAUGGAUCAAGAAUGCAAGAAACAGUUUGCUAUUAUAUUUACAAAGUGGUAUCCAUAUGUGAUGCGUGACUUUGCUCGUGAUGACCAUGAUCACGAUGUCUGCGUUGCCUCUCUCUCAGUACAAAUUUACACGGUUCCCAGUCUGCAUUAUUCCCUGCUAAUGUCGGAGUUUUUGCUGGACACCCAUUAUCGCCCAGUCUCCAUUACCUCUCUCUCUGUUCAAAUUUUUGCCGUAGGAACAGUGGCUCGGAUGUUGGUAACGGAUCACGAUUUGUUGAGUGUUAUUCUGGUUCCAUUUCUGGAGGCCUGUGAAGAGAAGAAAAAUGUUCAUGGUGUACUGACUUUGAGUAAAGCAGAACGGAAUCCCUCAUUUAAACGAGCCUGCUUUAUGCUUUAUGAUCUCAAGUAUGCCCUGAUCUGUAAGCCAGCUUCAGAUGAGUGGAAUGACAAACUGAGGAACAACUUCCUCAAGGGACAUGAAUCCUUUCUCAAACUACUGAAAUUGAUGCAGGGUAUGGAUGAAGUGAAACGGCAGACUGGGAUGCAUCUUGAAUAUGAACCUGAGUGGGAGGGAGCAUUUAACCUUCAGAUGAGAGUGGAUGAUGUCAUUGCCUCAUUCACAGAGUGGUGCAGCACUGAUAGAACUGUAUUUAUAGAAGCUUAUAGAAAAACUGCCCAGAUGUUAUUGCAAUGUAGAGACAAUUCUCAAAAAUCAGAGCAGCACACAGUGUGUGGACAUACAGUGAAGUGCUUGAAGUAUGAUGUGCUAAGUAAGGCUGUCUCGAUACAUCUUCCUCUCAGCCGUUACCUGGCAGGGCUUCAUGUGUACAUGGGAAAGUUUCACUUGCACUUUGGAUGUCCAGAAUUGAAUGUGGAGAAUCUGGAUCCUGUAAAAAUGAUUGAACCACCGCUGAGAGCUCAAGUAAUGAUUGCUCAGAGCCAAGCUGGUUUGUGGAGAAGGAAUGGAUAUGCACUGCUGAACCAGAUUUAUUUUUACCACAAUGUGAAGUGUAGACAGGAAAUGUAUGAUAAAGACAUUCUAAUGCUGCAGAUUGGAGCUUCUGUUAUAGAUGGUAAUGAAUUCUUGAUUCACUUACUGAACAGAUACGGACUUCUGGUGUGGAUCAAACCAGAGUAUGAUGUGCCCACGGGGCAAGAUGAUAAUGUACGUCAGACCAUCAUGUUAGCUGAGGAGUUUCUAAACCUAGUGCUCAUUAUAUUAGGUGAGAGAUUUGUACCAGGAUUGGGACAGGUCACCAGGGAGGAUGCCCUUAAACGAGAGAUAAUCCAUCUACUGUGUAUAUCCGCAAUGUCCAACAGCGAACUCUCCAAAAAUCUGCCAGACAAUACUAACCUAGAGACAGGCAUAGAGGAUGCUAUUCAUGCAGUUGCAAACUUCAGAAAACCAUCAUCUAUAGGGGCAGCAGGAUCAGGGAAAUUUGAACUGAAGAAAGAGUGCUAUAAAGAAUUUAACCCGUACUUCUACCAUUAUUGUCGGACUGACCAGUCACAGGCAGAGGAGUCACAAAUCAAAAGGAAGAAAGAGGAAAAAUCUGAAAGCCACACCUUACCUCCUCCAGUUCCUCCUCGAUUUGCCCCCCAGUUUGUCCAGAUAGUGAACCUCCUCCAGUGUGAUGUCAUGAUCCACAUUCUCAGCCUCAUUCUUCAGAGAAGUGUUGCAAUGCGAUCUAGAUCCUGGUCAGAGACACAGCUGGAUAGGGUUCUGCAUUUGAUUGGUUUGGCACUGCAUGAACAGAAGAGAAGUAUUCAGGAUGGAAACAUUGCCUUUGAUUUCAUUGGCAAGGCUCUUAAAGGUCAGCCAAAUUUGAUGAAGUUACUGGAGUCUCUGGUAGCUGAUCCGAAGAAUAUUUCCCAUGAUUCCACGAAAGAUCUAUUGUCCUGGAUCCUUCAGAUGUUUAUGGAAGUGAGGCAGAUGACGAGUUUAGCUGAGGCCCGAGGCCCCACAGAACAGCCAACCACUUUCAAUAAGGAGGAGAAUGAGGCAGCAAAGAAAAGGAAAGCCAGACUGGCCGCCAAGAGGAAAGAGAAAAUCAUUGCCAAAAUCUCACAAAUGCAGCAGAACUUCAUCCGGGACAACGCUGAGCUGUUUGAAUCGACUGAUGCUGAUACCUCUCUCAUGCAUGGCACUUCAGAAAUGGACAUCAGUGAAAGUGCUCAUCAUGAAUCCCCAGUGGCUGUGGGUAAAUUUAAAAGUCUUCCCUGUAAUAUUGGCAUUACCAAGGCGACCUGCAUUCUGUGUCAAGAAGAGCAGGAAGUCUCGCACAACUCCAGGGCCAUGGUGCUGGCAGGUUUUGUUCAGAGAUCAACUGUAAUGUCGCAAUGUAAAAACAAAGACCCUCCUGAUGGAGAGAAGUCAGAUCCCCUCUUCACGAGUUCAGAUCUCCAUGUUGGAAGUUUUGCAAACUCCUGUGGCCACACCAUGCAUGCAGACUGCUGGCAGAGUUUUUUUCAAGCGAUUCUAGUCAAGGAGAGACGCCGCCUGUCACGAAUUCCUCACUCCCUGAGUUAUAACAUUGUCCAGUUAGAAUAUCUCUGUCCUCUCUGUGAAAGCCUAAGCAAUACUGUGAUACCCCUAGUACCUGCUUUACACACCCUCGUUUCUGAAAGUGAUAUUAGUGAUGUAGAUUUGAGUUUUGGAGACUGGUUAGAUGGAUUACAGAAAACGGUGGAGAACUCCAUGAAACAGGACACAAGUGCCAGUAAAGAUGACCCCUUUCCUUUCUUGCUUUGUUCACUGAGCAGUAUUACCAAAAUGAUGGCAGACAGUGUGGCCAGCAAUUUUCAGUUACUAUGGCAAUAUGUCAGCUAUGCUUCAGGAGGUCGCUUCAGUGAAAGUUUGAUGGAGAUGAUGAAGAAAUUUGCUAAAGAUGUCUACUCUUUUGGAUUGAGUGUAGAUCCAGAUGAUUUAAACCACAGGGUCCCUAUCAUGGCAUGGAAUACAUGUGCAUAUACAAUUGUCAACCUCGAGCAAUACCUAAGAGGUGAAGGAAAACCAUUGUUUGGCUCCUCUCCCACCAGAAGUGUAGACUGUAUCAAUGCUCUGGUCAAGUUUGCAGCAGUGUGUGGCCAUGUCAUGCCUCAGAAAAUCAUCAAGAAACAUUGUUUGCGGCUUCUUUCAGGAGUAUUGAGCAGUGGUCUAGAGAGAGGCAACGACCCCCAGUGUAUACUGGACAUUGAUCUGUUCCACUACCUGGUGGCUGUUACAAUGGCACUACCCAGUCUCUACACAGAGGGAGCCACCAGUAAUGCUCUACCACUGAACAGCCUGAAUAACCAAUACAUACUGAAGCUGGUGUUUACAGCCCACAUCGUACAAGCCAUGCUUCUGUCUGAUAGACUGACAGAACAUGAAGCUGCUGUGAAGAUGGAAAAUGAUGCUGAGUCCAUUGCUCUCAUGUCUAUUUAUACAGAAAUCAGGAGAAAAGCAGGGUGCCUCCCACCCAGUAAUUCUGAUCCAUUACCAUGGCAAUUUUCCAAACACAUAAAGGAUGCAGUUCUGCCAUUCCUUAGAUGUGCAACUGUACUGUACCAUAAUCUGACUGGGGUCCCUAUCCCAGCCAGACUUCAAGAGUGGACUGAGGAGACUGAUGCAUUCUGUUCUUACCUAUCCCUGCCAACAAAUUUCUCUGAAUUAUUCCUCAGCCAAGGAGAACUACUUGAGGGAUUAAUCAAUCGAUGGUGCAGUAGUGACAUCUUAAGAGCGAGGCUAUCCUCCGCUACUUCCCAGUCUCUGGUGUCCUACCCUCUCUCCGUGAAUCACCUUAUUCACCUGCCAGACGACUACAGUCAAUUGAUCAAUCAAAUCUCUUCGUUCACAUGUCCAAGCUCUAAUGGCAAUGACAGCCAGCUGCCCACCAUGUGCUUGGUGUGUGGGGUUGUUGUUUGCUCUCAAAGCUAUUGCUGUCAAACUGAGAUCAAGGACACCAAAGUUGGAGCUGCAACAGAGCACACACUCAGGUGUGGGUCGGGGAUGGGAAUCCUGCUCAGGGUCCGAGAGUGCCAAAUAGUUCUCUUAGCUGGAACAAAGGGCUGCUUCAUCCCUGCUCCAUAUGUUGAUAGCUAUGGAGAAACAGACCAGGGAUUAAGACGUGGUAAUCCUCUCCAUUUGUGCAAGGACAGCUACAAAAACUUGCAAAAAAUGUGGUUUACCCAUUGCAUCCCAGAAACAGUGGCUCACAACAUAGAAUCUCACAUGAACUUGAUGAGCAUUCACUGGCAACACCUUUGAUAUUAGCUAAUAACUUAAGCCAACUGGUAACAACUGUGUGUCAUGGAAUACAACACAGCCUUUGUAGAGGACAGGUGUGGGGAGGGAUGUGUGGAGUUAGCCACAUUGUUCACAUUUUAUUUUCAUUUGAUGCAAUCUGUUAGGGUUUUUUCUCUCUUGUUAUUUCUCUUGAAUUUUUGUGAUUUAUAUUUGUUGAAAAUGAGAAUAUUUGGAGCAUGUAUGCAGAUUUUUUUUCUUCUAAGGUAUAAAGGGAUAGACAUGUAUACUAAUGAUGGUGGAAUUCUAAGUUACUUUAUGUGCAUAUAUCUAAAUGUUUAAUCCACUGUAUACUAAAUAUAAAACCAUAGAUUGUAUUCAGGACCUCAAAAAAUUUCAGGUAUUUUGAUUUUCUGAAUGACUGCCAAAGGAAUGUCUUUUAAUUAAAUUUGUGUACAUGAUAUGAUAAUAGUGGUUGAUUCAACUGAGCAGAAAAAGGUACAUAGUGCAGUUAAAUCUAAUUUGGGUAGAAUGCAUGUUCAGAAAAAAAAAUUAUAACAUUUUUGCGAUAUUAUGCCUUUGUUCCUGCAGUCCAAAAGCUUACCCCUAGCAUUCUGUGUUUUACUUCAAUUUCUAGUUCUUUGGUAUUUCUCUCAGUUUUCCAAGUUUUAAAGAGGUUCAAUGCCCAAUGAUUUUCUCUCAGUGUUAUUUUGUACAACACUGUUAAUUCUGAGACAGGAUCUCCAAACCACUGCUUGGCAUCACUGGCCUGCUUAGUUUGUUGGAAUUCUAAUUCAGAAUGUGGAUUUUCAUUUUACUUGUUUAAAAUGUUAUCCAAAAGAGAGUUAGUAUCAAUAGCAGAUGCACUGGUUUUAUUUCUGAAAGUAAAGUAUUGAAACUACCUCUUCACCACUGUUCAUUAUUGCAACAAAUUGUUGACUGACUUUCCUUGAGUGAUUGAAUUAAAACAAGAGUUCAGUUUUUACUGCCACAAAAGAAAAAAAAAACUAUUUCUAUUUCUGUCUACUAAUGGAAUGAUUUCAGAUGGAAAACCAAUGAUGCUUGAAUUGUUAUUGUCUAAUUAUCAGAUCUUCAAGGUACCUUAAACUAUUCAGCAUAUAUCCAAUAUUACAUAUCAUAAAAAGCUCAGGAGUGGUUUAGGACAGCAGAGGGGAGUGUAGUGGGUAGUAAAUGAGGAUUUGCAUAUUUCCCAAAUAUUCAUUAGCUUAAUGCUAUAUCAUACUUGCAAUACAAUUAUGCAAACAAAUUAUAAAUUUACUAAAAUAGUGUUGCUGUUUUCUUUUUUUUUUUUAGUACUGAUAACUAAUGUGCGAUGCAUUUUUGUAGGUGCUCAAAAAGUUUCUUAAAGAUUUCCUGUUUGGUUCAAUUGUUGUCUAUGCUGUUGAAAUAUAGAUUUGGCAUCUUUUGUUUUUGAUUCGAUGAACAUGUUUUGCAUGCUUUGUUUUAUUAAUGUAUUGGAUUGUUAAUUUACCUUAUUAGUGCUCAUUAUGAAAUGUGCUAUUGCCAUGAAGAGUCAUAUAUCACCAUAUAUAAAACUGUUUUACUCACCAUGUUACAAAAUUUUUGUCUUUUCUUUGACAAGUGGUUAUGUCAUCUAUAGUGUACAUGUACUGGCAACACGACUAGUCAAAAUAAGCUAAAACAGCUUAGAAAUUUCAGUUUUAAAACAGAGUAAUGGCAGAGUGCCGUGGAUUGAAAUUUUAAUGCUGGCAUUAUAAAAUAUGCAGAAUUAAACAUGCAUAUCUUUUAACCACUUUCAAGAUUGUGUUGUUUGCUGGUUUAUGGGAUGUUUAUAUGCUUUCCAAUUUUAUUUAUAUUCUGCAGGCAUUCUGUGCACUUUUACCCAGUGAAUCGUUUGAUUUGUAAACAGUGCACAUGUACAGUAGAUUAGAACAGAAAUAAGCUACAUAUACUUUUACAAGUCUUUCAUUAGGCAUGUAUAGUUGCUUGAUAAACACAUUCUUUCUGUAACAUAACAUGUAUACUGUAUAUUUUUCGAUGCAAAAAAAGACAUCAAUGGUUACCUGUUAUACAUGUAGGAGUUUUGUUUAAUAACUAUAUAAAUCUUUUAUGUUGAUCUUAAAUGAUGAUUUCAAACCAUUUAUUUUGGCACACUGAUAUGGUAAGCUUUCAGACUGACAGAAAAGAUCGAUGUAUGUUAAAGAUAUUUUUUCAUUGUUUAUUGAAGUGUUGAAGAAAUAACCUCGUGUGUUGGUACAAAUCUGUCACCAUUAUAUUAUGAAAAUGUAAAAUGCUUACACAUUCUUAAAAUUAAAUAUCUAUGAAAAUUUA